Venturia canescens is the source of this 933-nucleotide messenger RNA. RefSeq lists its product as uncharacterized. Bases 62 to 769 code for a protein of 235 amino acids. Lineage: Eukaryota; Metazoa; Arthropoda; Insecta; Hymenoptera; Ichneumonidae. The transcript is spliced from 2 exons. The record is from RefSeq and is a predicted model, not a curated record.
CGAGAUGUCCAGAGGCGCACUGAGUUUUCGGAUCAUAUUCUAGUAUAAUCGCUUAUCCAAUAUGUCGCUGAAGAUUCUCCUAUUGGCUGGAUUCGCCGGAAUAACUGCCGGAGCUAAAACCGAGAGGCGGAGUGACGUUGAGUUGAAAAAUGUUGGAGCGAGCGGAGAACACUUAAGAGUGGCAAGGCAACUCCCCGAGAACUUCAACCCAGGAGCUCAACAGUAUCCUGUACCACAGCAACCAUUGUCUGGUGGGUUCGGAAGACAGCAACAAUAUUCCAACACUUGGCAGCAGUAUGCACCCCGGCAAUUGUCGCCUGGUGGAAUCGAAGGUCAACGACAAGCUUCAAACUCUUAUGAACUAUCUUACGGAGCUGGAACAGCAGUAGAUUGGAGUGCAGGUAAUGGCGGUGGUGGGCAACAGAGACCAGAGGCUCUCAACCGCGUGCAACUUUACGGGGCAGCAGUUCCACCUCGUUAUUUGCCUGGUCCUUCAAUUCCAUCACCUAAAGAUAAAUUUGGCCAUGGGCACUUGCCAAAUUUUCCCUCCUGUCACCACGGAGGAUGUCAAUAUUAUAGUAAUGGCAAUGGAUGGCCAUUACAUGGAGGACUACACGGAGGAUUUGGAAAAAGUGCACCCGGCUUGAACCUAGGCAGUGGAGGAUAUCCAGGUGAUCCAGGAAAAUUUGGAAACAAACUGCCGAUGCACGGGUGCCAUAGUUUUUCACACCAAGCACAGGCCAAGCCUCCAAAACCUUUUGGUAAAUAAUCAUUUUUCUCACAUUCGAGUGAAUUUGAGAAUGUCUAACUUUAAAAGUUAAGUCAAUUGAGCAAAUCGUUUGGAUAACCAGCAAUUCGAUAGUUUAAGGAAACAAAUUGUAUCAUAAUUUGCCUAUAAAUGAAUAAAUGCGAACUUUCUUUUUCUGCAUCUGA